Anguilla anguilla (European eel) is the source of this 1848-nucleotide messenger RNA. It is a transcript of the gene c1galt1b, whose product is annotated as glycoprotein-N-acetylgalactosamine 3-beta-galactosyltransferase 1. Gene Ontology annotation, molecular function: N-acetylgalactosaminide beta-1,3-galactosyltransferase activity. The record is from RefSeq and is a predicted model, not a curated record. Gene Ontology annotation, cellular component: membrane. The transcript is spliced from 3 exons. The coding region runs from base 335 to 1360 and encodes 341 amino acids. NCBI's taxonomy places the organism in Eukaryota, Metazoa, Chordata, Actinopteri, Anguilliformes, Anguillidae.
UGCAGACCUACCUUCACCCCCGUUACCAUAGGCUACCUAAUUGAAGACGCUGUAUAAAAGUUUUCUAAAGGUAGCCUGUUUGUUUUUCUAAUCUAUUUUAUGGUCUCUGUAAAAUAGGCACAUAGCCUACAGUACUUUCCUAAAUCUGCAAUGAUAGUUAAAAAAAUUUUUGUUAGAUAUUCUUAGUGGACCGUUCUUUUCUGUUCAGAGCAGGUGCAUGUUGUGAAUUAACCUACUUGCGGCGCGUUUUCUUAGACUAUCCUUUUUGGAAUUUUGAAACAUCACUGAUUUCACGAAGGAUUUAGCCUAGCUAUAAACCUUGAUUUUUAUUUAGAUGUCUUCACUACCGUUUUUUGCCUUUGGGCUUUUCUUUGGUUUCAUCGUCAGUUAUUCUGUUUUACGUGCUGACUUUGACAUUUCUACUUAUGUUCGGCUUACUCCGGGAAACCACAUAACGAAUACAUCUACCACAAACCCUCCAAAGGCGGAUGCUUUACUGCCAACCGAAGAAAUGCCAAUCUUGAAACUCACGAAGGACCACUUUCCCAAAGUUCGAGUACUGUGCUGGGUAAUGACGGCACCUAAGAAUCUUCAGAAGAAGGCAUUGCAUGUCCGUGCCACUUGGACCAAACGAUGUGAUAAAGUGCUAUUCAUGAGUUCGGAGGAGACCGAGUUUCCUACAGUGGGGCUCAAUGUUACCGAGGGCAGAGACCAACUCUACUGGAAGACAAUAAGAGCUUUCCAGUAUAUUCACAAAACCCAUUUGGAUGAUGCCGACUGGUUUUUGAAAGCCGACGACGACACCUACGUUGUGCUGGACAAUCUUCGUUAUCUCCUUUCUAAAUAUGACUCGGAUCGACCCAUUUAUUUUGGCCGUCGUUUCAGACCAUUCAUACAACAGGGCUACAUGAGCGGGGGGGCUGGUUACGUUCUAAGCAAAGAGGCGCUCAGGAGGUUUGUGGAAGGAUUUCGCGUUGGAAAAUGCACCCACUUUUCUUCCAUUGAGGACAUGGCGUUGGGAAAAUGCAUGGAGACCAUGGAAGUGGAAGCAGGAGACUCCAGGGACAGAAAGAAGCGGGAGACAUUUCACCCUUUUCACCCAGAAUCGCAUUUAAUCAAGGAUCCGGGCAAUAAACAAUCCUGGUACUGGGGUUAUGGAUAUUACCCCACCACUGAAGGUCCUGAGUGCUGUUCAGAUCUUUCAGUGUCCUUCCAUUACAUACGCCCAGAUGAUAUGUAUGUACUGGACUAUUUUACCUAUCACCUUCGUCCGUAUGGCUACCACUACAGAUUCAAUCCUGAUUCUCCACAAAAUAAUACUGAGAAAAUAAAAGCAUUAAAUACAAAUAUGGGCACAUAAGUCGUGCUUAAUCAUAUCUUGAUUAAUAUCUUUGAACUGGUUUUCUGUCCCUUACAUUGCCUGCUGAAAUCUUGGUAGCUCUUCCAUUCCUUGAUCUAAAAAUAAUUCAAAACAAAUUGUAUCUUGUUCAUCUGGUUUGGAACGUUCAACUGGUUUUAACUGAAACAUAAUUAUAGUUCUGGAUAACUUGAGUUCCAACAUUUUUCAGCAAGUCAGAAAGUUUUUCCAUGAUUCUAAAGUGUCCAGUUUUUGCCAAUUUACCAAUGUCUAUAUAUGAAAAUAUAUACGUAGACAGUUUAAAUAACCGGUGGUGCGUGUUUAUGAUAAUACAUAAAAUAUCCAAAAUAAACAAAUAUCACUGAGAUGUGUCACUUUAUGCAAUGUUUGUUUGUGCCGUUGCCAAGCAGAUAAUAAAUACUGGACAUUAUUUGCAUACUUCUAAACAAUUACUUGUUUUAUUGUAACUUGAGAAGCAGAUGGUUUACCAG